This is a messenger RNA of Mizuhopecten yessoensis (Yesso scallop), 2487 nucleotides long. RefSeq names its product carboxylesterase 1C-like. Gene Ontology annotation, cellular component: cell surface; synapse. Bases 101 to 1819 code for a protein of 572 amino acids. The record is from RefSeq and is a predicted model, not a curated record. Lineage: Eukaryota; Metazoa; Mollusca; Bivalvia; Pectinida; Pectinidae. The transcript has 3 exons. Gene Ontology annotation, molecular function: signaling receptor activity; neurexin family protein binding. Gene Ontology annotation, biological process: neuron cell-cell adhesion; chemical synaptic transmission; synaptic vesicle endocytosis.
UAUCUGGAGUAGUGAAUCACUGUGAUAUGCAACAAGGAGGGACGGUAUAUUACUGGGGAAGAAAUGGUUAUGAACAUCUGGAUAUACAGUUUGAUCCACUAUGAGAGCUGUCCAGCUGGCAUUGAUGUUUACUGCUACUUUACUGUCUACAGAGUGCUAUGAACCUGCCCGAGUACACACUGACAUUGGUGAUUUACAAGGAGUACUGGAAAUCAUCAGGAAUGAAACCGUCUAUCAGUUCAGGAACAUUCCCUACGCCAAACCCCCGAUAGGUCCUUUAAGAUUUAAAAAACCUGUCGCUCAUGGCGGCUGGUCUGGUGUGCUGGACUGCACCGAAUUCGGACCUUCAUGUUUGCAACAACAUUCCACUUUAGAUAGAUACCUACCAAAUCUAAACCAGUCUGAGGAUUGUUUGUCGCUGGACAUGUACAUCCCGAGAACUCUGUCUUCAAGUGCGAACAGGUCUGUGAUGGUCUUUGUCUUUGGGGGUGGCUUCCUAGUCGGACAGGGCACGCUCUACGAUGGUUCUUUUUUAGCACUGACGGGAGAUGUUAUUGUUGUCACACUGAACUACAGACUUGGUGUGUUUGGUUUUCUUGCUAAUCCUGCUCAAAGCUUACUUGGAAACUAUGGCCUGUGGGACCAGCGUCUAGCAUUAGAAUGGGUACAUGCACACAUUGCCAAUUUCGGCGGAAAUCCUAAUUCUGUUACAUUAUUUGGUCAAUCUGCUGGUAGUUUCAGUGUUUCGUUACAGUCUCUUUAUCCUAAAAAUAAAGGAUUAUUUCAUCGAGUCAUUGCGCACAGCGGCGUAGCUGAAGGGCACUUUGCAAUAUGGCACAAUGCAUAUGCAUAUGCAAAAGAUAUAGGCAUUUAUUUAGGUUGUGCAAAUACAACGUCUUAUGCAGACUGCAUAAGAAACAUACCUGCUGAAAAGUUAUUACAAGCUCAAAACUCGAUCACACAACCAGGGAAUACGGGAAGGAAACUUCAUUUUGACUUAAGUAUGGGACCCGUUGUAGAUGGAGACCUACUUCCGCAGACUCCAUCAGAAUUGCUCCAAAACAAAACCUCUGACAGUUACCAUUUCUUCCGAUCACUUGAUUUUAUUACUGGAAAUGUAGAUACAGAAGGUUCCAUUUUCUUACCAUUAUUAGCAUCAUUAGCAAAAGAGAAUAAUUUCAACUUCUCCAAUGGUGUUCCUUUGGACGUUUAUUGCAACAAAAUUGGCCCAGGUUUACUCGCGGCUUAUUUCGAGAAGGAUGUUAACAGUUCACAAGCAGAUAACCUAUUGUGUUCUUUUUAUGGUACAGCGGAUAAGCUUAAACAGGCACAACACACAUUGGAAGCGUAUGGCGACGCCCUCUACUACGCACCGUCUGUAGAGAUUCUCAGAGACCAUUCGGAGGGAAGUCCUGCAUCUAGUACCUACCAAUACGUGUUUAGACGGCCAAUACCAGACCCCACUUUCACUGCGGGUUAUCCCCCUUGGUGGCAGAACAGAUCAGCGCACGGGGCGGAACUAUAUUACCUGUUUCGAAUUCACGACUAUAAGGCUAACCGCACCAUUAAUGUGCCCAAUCACGACGAUGGUCUACAAACAGCGAUCCUCAAGUACUGGACAAAUUUUGCCAAAACUGGAAACCCAAACUCUAAUGACGUACCACAAUGGGACACCUAUGACGUAAUCAGUCAGAAAUACAGCAGCAUGGGCACCACUAUCACACAGGACCAGCAUCUGUACGGCUCCAGGGUAGAUCUAUGGCUAAAUAGGCUAACUAAACUACUAGAUGGGAGUGUCUCGAGUGUAAUAUUUGGCUAAUUAUUAACUUUUCUAAGAACGGUGAUGAAGAUCCUCGCCAUUGGUUAGUAAGUCAGACCGAUAUGUCACCCUGGUAAAAUACUAGCCGCUUCCUACCGACUCGGGCUAAGGAGAAAUUCUCUUUAGCUCAUUGAAUAGAGCGUAAGACUUAUAAGCCAGAGGUUCCGGGUUCGAGUCCUAGCGGAGGCAUUGAAAAGUAUAACGAUUUCUGUUGCAUUGGUGCCCACAUAAGGACCCGGGAGAAUGCAGCAGAAGCGGAUAGUAUUUCAUCAGGGUAAAUGAUAUAUGCAAAGGUAUUAUUUCUAUUGUUUGAAUUGGUUGUGAUUCUAUUGUUUCGUUGCCCAAUCAUAACACGUUAACCUGGUGUCGUAUAACGAUUAAAUCGAGAUCGUGAUACGGGCAGCAGCUGCAGGUAUCAAAUGUAACAUUGCACUUUCCAAGCAAGUCGGAAAAGCCGAUGCAUUAAGAGAUUGUAGUCGAAAGAGUUUUAAAAAUGUUUAAUACUAACAAUGCAAUGUAAAUAUAAACAUCGAUCGUGUACUGCUUAGACACGAUAGGGAAGCAUCUGUUCUGGCAACAUUUUGUUAAGUUACUUCGUUUUCUUUUUUGUUUAAGUCUGAACAAUCGCACUGAUUAAUAAAAAAUCGAAAUAAAUCAUAUUAAAUGAG